Danaus chrysippus (African queen) is the source of this 1062-nucleotide messenger RNA. Lineage: Eukaryota; Metazoa; Arthropoda; Insecta; Lepidoptera; Nymphalidae. The record is from the annotation of a GenBank genome assembly.
AUGGGAAAAGAUUACUACAAAAUUUUGGGACUUGCGAAGGGUGCAUCAGACGAUGAAAUCAAAAAAGCCUAUCGCAAAUUAGCGUUGAAAUACCAUCCAGACAAGAACAAAUCAGCAGGCGCAGAAGAGAGAUUUAAGGAAGUCGCUGAAGCGUACGAGGUUCUAUCGGACAAGAAGAAGCGUGAGAUCUAUGAUACCCUCGGUGAAGAAGGAUUGAAGGGAGGAAUGGGAGGACAGAACGGACCUGGAAGCGGACAAUCGUUCUCAUACACCUUCCACGGGGACCCGCGGGCGACGUUCGCACAGUUCUUUGGAUCAGCUAGCCCGUUCCAAGGGUUGUUCGACCUCAAUGGUGGCUCCGGCGCCUCGACAAUGUUCUUCGACCGCGACAUGGACGUAGAUCUCGAUCCAUUCGCCAACAUCGGAAUGGGACAGACGAGACCCGGCGGCGGAAGUGGGGCUUUCAGGAGUCACAGUUUCAAUUUCCAUGGGUCACCGAACAGGAAGGAAAAAACCCAAGAUCCGCCGAUAGAACACGAUUUAUACGUGUCGCUGGAAGACAUCGCUCGUGGAUGUGUUAAAAAGAUGAAGAUUUCUCGCCGCGUCAUUCAGCCAGAUGGUACAUCGAAGAAAGAGGACAAGGUGUUGACCAUCCACGUGAAACCUGGUUGGAAAGCUGGUACGAAGAUCACGUUCCAGAAGGAAGGUGACCAGGGCAGGAAUAAGAUCCCUGCUGACAUCGUCUUCAUCAUCAGAGACAAGCCAAACCCCUUGUUCAAACGAGAAGGCAGUGACAUCAGAUAUACAGCCAAGAUAUCACUCAAACAGGCUCUUUGCGGGACUAUCAUUGAAGUGCCUACCAUGUCCGGCGAGAAGCUCACAGUUAACUUGCAAGGCGAGGUUGUGAAGCCCUACACUGUGAAGAGAUUCCCCGGCUACGGCCUGCCAUUCCCCAAGGAACCAACACGGAAAGGAGACCUGCUGGUGGCCUUCGACAUCAAGUUCCCCGAUCGUCUAAAUUCUGGAGUGAAAGAAAUACUCAUGGACACGCUACCCAAUUAA